UCAUCACGAACUCCACCAGACCACCACCAUGAAAUUUGUGGCUCUUGUUCUUCUGCUGGCCGUCGGCUCUCAGGCUGCUUCCCUGCAGGCCGAUGCUCCUUCCCAGCUGGCCCACGUCAGGGCCGCUGCGGAUCUCUACCUGACUCAGGCGAAGGAUGGUGCCAUCAAAGCUCUGGAUCAGCUCGAUGACACUCCAUACCAGGAGCUCAAGGCCACCAUUGCUCAGCGCCUGCAGGACCUCCACACUCAGAUCAAGGCUCUGCAGACCUCCGUUUCUCCCAUGACUGACAGCGUUGUUUCUACCAUCUCUGACGCCACCGCUGACUUGCGUACCUCCCUCGCGGCCGACAUUGAUGCCCUGAGGGCUGAUCUCGAGCCCAAGCGCGCCAAGCUGAGGGAGGUCAUCGAGAAGCACCUGGAGGAGUACCGCACCCAGAUGGAGCCCAUCGUCAAAGAGUACUAUGCCAAGCACACCACUGACAUGGAGGCCCUGAGGGCCAGGCUGGAGCCUGUCGUGGCAGAGCUGCGUCAGAAGGUGGCCACCAACGUGGACGAGACCAGGGCUGCACUGACGCCCAUUGUGGAGUCUGUGCGCACCAAGCUUGUUGAGCGUCUGGAAAGCCUGAAGCAGAUGGCUACUCCCUACGUAGAGGAAUACAAGGAGCAGCUGAGGCAGGUCUACAGCCAGGCCAGGUCCGUCGAUGCCGCGGACUACGCCGCCCUGAGGGAGAAGGUUGCACCUUUAGUUGAGGAGAUCAAGACAAAGUUCCAGGCCAUCUUCGGCAUCGUGGCUGAGACCUUCAGCAAGAGCUAAAUCCUCUCUACCCUGUUUCUGUAACUAGGCUCUCCGUCCCUAGAUCCAUUCCAUCUUUCUCUCCAUUCCUUCUUUUCUUCAACAGUCCACCUCCCAAAAUGAAGCGAAUGUCUAACCGAUGAACACACCGGCGGGACUCCCUCUUCCACGCAAACAACUUGCUUCACGCGCACACGCUCAAGCACACGCAAGCAGACACACACAGACACAAACAUGCUCAGCACACACAGGCUUUACUCUGCUCGUGUGACGGCCAACUGCUAACAUUUUGUGUAGGAAUUGUACGUACACUAUCACAAGUGCUUGAAUCUCUGUGUAACGACGCUUGUCUGAUGAAAUCUGUGCAUUGAAAUACAGCUCAAUAAACAUCUGACUGUUUCUACUA
Mugil cephalus (flathead mullet) is the source of this 1199-nucleotide messenger RNA. Its product is annotated as apolipoprotein A-I-like. NCBI's taxonomy places the organism in Eukaryota, Metazoa, Chordata, Actinopteri, Mugiliformes, Mugilidae. The record is from RefSeq and is a predicted model, not a curated record. The coding region runs from base 29 to 814 and encodes 261 amino acids. The transcript has 4 exons. Gene Ontology annotation, molecular function: lipid binding. Gene Ontology annotation, biological process: lipid transport; lipoprotein metabolic process. Gene Ontology annotation, cellular component: extracellular region.